UUUAAUUUGAAGCUGUUUUCAAACGCUGGUGCAUUUUUACAUUUUAAUUUAUAUAUUUAUGCGCGUGCUGUUUUUGCGCAUUGGGUAACAACAGGUUGUGAUCUGUGUGCAACACCCCUAUCCGCAGGGUUAAGCAAUAAGUAAGUUGUGUCAAUUUGGGAUCUCAAUACAUCGAAUCGAAAUGACCACCAGUGUGUCACAGCACAUGGCCAUUCACAAUCCCUUGGGAAAGCUGCCAGGUGCUGCGGUCCUUUGCCAUAAAUGUGGAAAACCAUGUAAAGGAGAGGCACUGAGGGUGCAAAACAAAUUCUUCCACAUCAAUUGUUUCACUUGUAAAGUAUGUGGAUGUGACUUAGCCGAGGGUGGAUUUUUUGUGAGGCAAGAGGAAUACAUCUGUACUUCUGACUAUCAGAGACUGUAUGGAACACGCUGCUUCAGCUGUAAUGAAUUUAUAGAAGGUGAAGUGGUUUCAGCUCUGGGAAAAACUUACCAUCCAAAGUGUUUUGUUUGUGCUGUUUGCAGGCAGCCCUUUCCUCCUGGAGACCGUGUAACUUUUAAUGGGAAGGAAUGCAUUUGCCAGAAAUGCUCUCAGUCUCUGAGUACCAAUCCCAAACAUGUGUCAGCACAGACACCUCAAAAGUGUGGAGGCUGUGACCUGGAAAUAAAAAAUGGACAAUCCUUGGUGGCUUUGGACAGGCAGUGGCACCUGGGCUGUUUUAAGUGUCACACUUGUGGGAAAGCCCUAUCUGCUGAGUAUAUCUGCAAGGAUGGGGCUCCUUACUGUGAGGCUGAUUACCAUUCUCAGUUUGGCAUCAAAUGUGAGCGCUGCACGAAAUUCAUUACUGGGAGAGUACUGGAGGCAGGAGAAAAACAUUACCAUCCAGACUGUGCACGAUGUGCCAGGUGCGAAGAGAUGUUUGCAGAAGGCGAAGAAAUGUAUCUACAAGGUACUUUAAUCUGGCAUCCAGUCUGUAAACAGGCUGCCAGGGCAGAAGAAAAGCAGAAGAUCACUCAUACUUCUUCUGAGAGUAUCACAUCUCCUCCGGCCUCCAGUGCCUCAGGAUCACCAAGCCGUUUAAUAUAUGCCAAGCUAGAUGAUGAGAUUCUUGACUACAAGGAUUUGGCAGCUCUUCCUAAAGUUAAGGCCAUUUACAAUAUUGAUCGUCCUGACAUGAUCUCCUAUACACCGUAUAUCAAUUACUCCACUAUUGAUAGGCAUAGACUUGGGGAGUCACAUCGACUGCUUUGCUCAACAUCAACUGAGGAUGAACAGGAAGGACCAAGACAACGUAGAGCCUCCAGCCCUGGAUCUUUUGGGUCUCUUGGUUAUGGACGUUACACACCAACAUGGUCUCGUUCACCCCAGCAUUUCCAUACACCAGGCAGUGAAAGUCGUCGGAGCACUCCCAGCUUAUCCAUGCACCUAGACAGCAAAUCUUAUGUCCAGGCUCCUAGACAUUUUCAUGUACCAGAAACAGAUGGGAAAGCAGACAACAUAUAUAGGAAGCCCCCUGUCUAUAGGCAACAUGUGGGUGAUUGGCGAAGCAGAGGGUUUUGGAGUGAAGACGGUUUUGAAGAAGGACAUGUUUAUUUGAACCAAGAUGGCAGAAAGAUGAAGACAAGUUGGUUGACACUGAAGGGGGAAAUGGAUGCCACAGCUGUCUCCCCUGAACUGGAUCCUAAAUCAUCAUCUCGAAGUCCUGCUGCUGACAGAGAACUACUACAAAGAUCAAGCAGUGAAUCACUGUUUCAAACCAGAAUUCCUCACUCCAAAUCAGCUUCCCUUCCUGGUUAUGGAAAAAAUAAAUUACACAAGACUUCAGAUUUUGAAUCAAAUCAUGAUACCAGCUGGGGAAUGCGAGAAUACAAGGUUUAUCCAUACGAAAUGUUAGCUGUUACAAUGAAAGCACGUGUCAAGCUACCGAAGGAUGUGGAUAGAACCAGACUGGAGCGGCACUUGUCUCCAGAGGAAUUCUAUCGGGUGUUUGGUUUGACUAUAGAAGAAUUUAACCGUCUCGCACUAUGGAAGAGAAAUGACAUGAAGAAGAAAGCACGGCUCUUUUGAUCAGUAAAAUAUAUAAAUUUAUUCAGGGAAAGUCCAUCAUGACAAAAAGAUCCUACCAGGAAAACAAAGUCUGUACUCAGAACUUGAACAAAUCGUACGUUAAUUCAUCAUGGAUGAAUUAAGAGAACAGCUUUGAGAAUGUGUGCAGGCUUACAGGUUGUGUUUCUGCUAACCUUGCAUGAAAAGCCGAGUAUUAUAGCCAUUAAACUCUAAGCUUCGACUGUUGUUUGCUGAAAACCCUUAAGAAAUAGCUGUCUAUUUAACCUAUAGCAUAAUAGGACUGCUUAUUAAAUGAGGGAGGGAAAAGGGCAGCUUGGGGUUUAGUAUCCAAAGUACACUAUAUCUUGAUCAAAUAUAGCUUAAAAAUCUUCCAACUGGCAAUAAUUUGUUAUCACCUUAUUGAAAGAUUCAGAUACUUAAGUACCAUUCUAGUGCAAUGGUGGAUUAUUGCUAAAAAUUGCUAGUUGAUGGGAAGGGAGCUAGCAUUGGAAAAUGUGAGAUUAGUGAUUGAAGUAGAUGUGAGUUUCAUGACUGCUUCUCACAGAUAGCUAUGGAAGAGUUGUUUGAUGCGAAUCAGAAUAGCAAAGCUGAUGCUGCACUUUAUUCAAGUAUACACAGGCAUAUACUCAAAAUGCUAGCAUUGCGUGUAAUCUGCUAGAUUAGCAUCCAUUAAUAUGUCACGAACAUUUUUUUCUUAAAUGCACAUCUAGACUACUCAUAGUGACUAUAUUUUAAAAUGUUGCAAUAAGAUACAGUACUGCAUUAUGUCUGUGGGAGUGACAUGUUAGCUGACUGUUGCUUGCAAGGCUUUAUUUAUAAUCAGUCCAAAUUUGGAUCUAGAUGCUUUUUGUGUUAAUGAUGGUUGGUGUCAUUCCAAUUUCAGGCAUUUUUUCAGUAAGCUGUAAACAGCCAACCCACUUAAGUUGACAUUGUUCUUGAAAUUAAUUUGAACAUAUAAUUGAAUAAGCAACCAAAUUUUAAUGAAGCUCUGAGAAUGGAAAACCAUUUUUUUUUUGCCAGAAUGCCAAUUCAAGGACUGGCUCCUAAGUGCCCAAAAUGAAAGCAGGGAUGAUAUGCACAUUAAUGUUGGGUUGGGACAAACCAGAAUGGUCCUUUACCCAUGCCUGAAAAAAAAUGUUUUUUUUUGUAACCCAAUAAAAGUUCUGAUGCUGAUUUCAUAUCCUGGCUGCAACAUUUGUUUGCCCUAAGCUAGCCAGUAAUAUCACUCACUGACCUCUGAGUUAAAAAAGACCCAGAACACUCUGAGCAAAGUUUCUAGCUUAUAUAAAUGUGAAUGAACAUCCCAUUGUUGUUACCAGUCCUCAAAUCUCCAACCGCUAGGACUGGACCCCAUUCCUGUCUUCUGAUCCACCCACCCAAGCUCCAACCUCGAGUCUCAUAGUCCACCAAAAAAUCCAGUUCCAUGAUCAGCAGGCCAUCUGAUGGAGCCAUGUGAUUCACCCUUCCACUUCAAUUCCUUAUAAUCACCAAUGUUAAUCACUCUGCCACUGUUAGCUGUGUCUUCAGCUGUCCCACUAGACCCUGGAAUUCUCCCACCACCUCACAAGCCUCCCCAUCUCUCUUCAGUUUGAUAAUCAUUUAAACCUACCCCAUCUUCAUCUAUCAUAUCAUGUGAUUUGGAGUCAAAUUUUGUUUGAUAAUGAUUUUAUGAAGCACUUCGGAAUGUUUUACUACUAUAAAGAUGUAUAAAUGCAUAAUGUUACUAUUGCUGUGUCUACCGACAAUUCACACUUUCACACUACUAUUGCACAUGGACUUAUAGCACUAAGCAGGCACUGAUUUGCCAGUCUAAAUAGAGAGAGGCCGCAGGACAGUGUGUGUUGAAAACAAUACUAUCAUUGCUCUGCUCUUCUUAAAUGAUAGGGUAAUGAUGUAUUAGUUACAUAAUCUGGAAGAGGUUAAUGCUGACAUGAGUGCUUCAAACUGAAAAUAAUUUUAUUUAACACUUCAAACAAUUUUUUUUACUUCACUGAACAUUUCAAGAUAUCCCAUUUCUUUCUAAAUUCAGUUAUGUGGAAU
Hemiscyllium ocellatum (epaulette shark) is the source of this 4105-nucleotide messenger RNA. It is a transcript of the gene ablim2, whose product is annotated as actin binding LIM protein family, member 2. Gene Ontology annotation, biological process: lamellipodium assembly; cytoskeleton organization. The record is from RefSeq and is a predicted model, not a curated record. Gene Ontology annotation, cellular component: actin cytoskeleton. The transcript has 21 exons. NCBI's taxonomy places the organism in Eukaryota, Metazoa, Chordata, Chondrichthyes, Orectolobiformes, Hemiscylliidae. Bases 182 to 2065 code for a protein of 627 amino acids. Gene Ontology annotation, molecular function: actin filament binding.